AUGAGGAUUUCACUGUCUCUCGGCCUCGCAGCACUCAGCUUGCAAUCAUUCAAUGUGCUCUCUGCCCUCGCGACGCCGGGCCCCAUCAAUGGAAGCGCCGAUAUACAACUUCGCGACCCUGCCAUUUGGUACAAUGCAGAUGCUAAGAAGUACUACGUUUUCUCGACUGGUGGCAACAUCUCGACACAUACGUCUUCCUCUUUGACCGGACCAUGGACGAAGGUCGGCGCUGCGUUGCCGCACUGCACGACCAUCAACCUUGGCUCGGACGGUCACUGCACCUUAUGGGCCCCAGAUGUAAACUAUCAGGAUGGGCGAUAUGUCAUGUACUUCGCUAGCCCUGGCAACGCCAGGCGAAACGCGAGCAUCGGUGUCGCUACAUCCCCCUCGAUGGACCCUGGCACUUGGACAGACCACGGCCUGGUGAUACACUCGAAACCGAGUGGUAACUUCGAUGCUAUCGAUGCCAAUCUCAUUCACGCGGACGGUCUCAAGCUUGCCUUUGGCUCUUACAACGACGGCAUGUUCUUGACCGACCUAUCAAACAUCACGACGCCUUCUUCGUCGUUGCCGGGUACGCAUCUCGCCGGCAGUGGUGAUCGCCCGGCCGAAGGUGGCUUCCUGUAUAAGCCGUCCAGCUCGGAUUACUACUAUUUCUUCUUUUCGUACGGGCAUACACCGACCGUCGGCGAAAAGCCUCGCCCUCCCGCUGGCCAAGAGUACAGAGUUCUUGUGGGGCGCAGCAAGAACAUCAAUGGGCCAUACGUCGACGAGAACGGCGACAAGUUGACGAAGAAUGUCAAGCCACCGACCGGUACCGUCGUGCUUGCCACGCACAACAAUGUUUACGCUCCCGGAGGACAGAGUAUCUUCCUCGACCCUGUGAGCACGCGUGACGUCAUUGUCUACCAUUACGUGCGCAAGAACGCCCCUGCUGGUGGUCCUUCGUACUUGGGCAUCAACUACCUCGACUUCAGCAGCGGUUGGCCUGUCCUUGUCAACUAA
Peniophora sp. CBMAI 1063 is the source of this 1005-nucleotide messenger RNA. NCBI's taxonomy places the organism in Eukaryota, Fungi, Basidiomycota, Agaricomycetes, Russulales, Peniophoraceae. The record is from the annotation of a GenBank genome assembly.